Paralichthys olivaceus (Japanese flounder) is the source of this 1997-nucleotide messenger RNA. The record is from RefSeq and is a predicted model, not a curated record. NCBI's taxonomy places the organism in Eukaryota, Metazoa, Chordata, Actinopteri, Pleuronectiformes, Paralichthyidae.
GAAAUAUGUAAGGAUCCUCGACUGUUUGUCGAUGGCAUCAGCACUCGUGACCUGCACCAAGGCAGUCUGGGUAACUGCUGGAUGGUGGCUGCCAUUUCCUGCCUGGCGUCUGAGCCAUCCCUGUGGAAAAAGGUCAUCCCUGACCACGUGGAGCAGGAGUGGAACCCCAAACGUCUCGACUUAUAUGCGGGAAUCUUCCAUUUCCGGUUCUGGCGCCUCGGACAUUGGAUGGACGUGGUCGUGGAUGACCGUCUGCCGGUCAGCGGGGACGGGGUGCUGCUCUUCUGCCGCUCGGCUACACCGCGAGAGUUUUGGAGCGCCCUGUUGGAGAAGGCCUACGCCAAGCUCAACGGCUGCUAUGAGGCCCUGGAGGGAGGAAACACUGCAGAGGCCCUGAUCGACUUCACCGGGGGAGUUUCAGAACCCCUCAGUCUGGAUCGCGAGGCCCACAUCCUGCAGAGGAGGACGUUCUUCCAGACGUUAGCCAAAGCCCACGAACGCAAAGCCCUCAUCACCUGCUCCAUACGGCCAGCAGAGGGGGAGACAGUGGAGUCGGUGUUGGACUGCGGACUGGUGCGAGGUCACGCUUACGGGAUCACAGCGGUGAAGAAGGUGAGGCCGGGAGAGAAGCAGCUGAAGAUGGGCGGGACGUCCAGACUCUUCAUGGUGCGUAUGAGGAACCCGUGGGGGACCACAGACUGGACGGGUGCCUGGAGUCAGAGGUCACAGCAGUGGCAGCAGAUGAGUCGUGCAGAGAGGGAGAAGAUGGGCCUCGUAGUUCGAGACGUUGGGGAGUUCUGGAUGGAUUUCCAGGAUUUCUGUCACUACUUCACAGACGUGGUGGUGUGCCGGCUGGUUGAGAGAGCUCUGCUGUGGCCGAGCUCUCAUUGGAGAGAGGUCCGCUGCUACGGGGAGUGGGCCCCAGCUCCCAACACCCCCGGGUCACCUCCAUGUACCAUCUCCCACACCAGCUACGAGUUGACCCCAGGGAAGAAUAACAUGAAACCUAGAGGGCCCGAGAAGCGCGGGAACAGGAAGGAGGCCCGGCUUGGGGAGAGCCAGCAUGGGGGACGGAGAAGAGGAAGGCAGGAUAGGGCUGUGAAAAAAGUGAUGGAGGAUGACGAUGGGGGAGAGGGGGAUGGAGGUUGGACAGCACAAGUGGAUAAAAGGAGUCGGUGUGGAGGGUGCAUCAACCAUAGAGAGACGUUCCUGCACAAUCCACAGUUUAUGUUUGAGGUCAGAGCCAAAGAGGAAGAGGUGCUGAUCUGUCUGCAGCAGGAGGACAGGAGGGUACGCAGGAAAGAUGGAGGAGGAGAAAACCUGCCAAUCGGCUUUGAGGUGUUGAAGGUGGAGGUGAACCGCUGCAGCCGGGUGCAGUGUGUGGUGGAGCAGGCGGCCAGCUCCAUCUACAUGGACUCCCGUAGCGUAACGCUGAGGGCAACGCUAGCUACAGGCCGCUACGUCGUGCUGCCAACCACCUUCCUGCCGGGCGCAACCGGAUGCUUCCUGCUACGACUCUUCUCCCAUUCCCACGUCAGACUCAGGGAAUUGAGGGAGGAUUUGUCGCCUCCCUCUUUGUUCCAGUGUUUCCUACCUCAACCUACAGUGGUGACCACCGUCCAUCUCCGCAGGGCGUCAGGACUCAGUCCUCCGAAAGAGAAAGCUCCAGAUGUUUAUGCCGUCGUGAGAUGUGAGAACGACACCAUCAGGACGCAGGUGUUCAAGGCGGAGGGAAACCCUGAAUUCAACCUCCGAACCAUCUUCUACAGGAGACACCCCGACACACACAUCUCCAUUGAGUUGUGGGGCAGAGGUCUCCUGUGGGACUCGCUGCUCGGCGUCGCUCGUCUCCAGACGACGGAGUCUGAGAGGACUCGGAGUCAUGUGAUUGAUCUGCGAGGCGACCAGUCCGGCUCGGGAUGCCGAGGUUGUGUCCACGUUGAGACGUCCUCCAGCGUCUGCCUCACCGACUUGUGACAGCAUCGCCCGGUUGCCCU